CCCUCCGACGGCGAGGGGAAGCCUUUCUCUCCACCUCCUCACCUCAACCCCACGCACGCUCGCCCAGCAUGCCUCGGUCCCGCUCCUCCAGCUCUUCCUCCUCCUCUUCUUCCAGCAGCUCGUCGUCCUCGUCGAGCUCCUCCUCUCGCCCCGCCGCCGCCGCGCCCGCCGCGACGGUGCCUGCCGCCGCGCAGCCGCAGCGCAAUGCGCCGAUGCCGUACAAGCCCGAGCCAGGCUAUGGUGCCGCAGCGCUCGCCGAGAUGCCGGUGCUGUCGGGCGGGCAGGAGUUGUGGGCGGUGCGCGUGCCCGAUGGCGUCCGCCCGAGAGAUCUUGAUGGCCUCGUCCUCUCCUUGCCAAAAGGAGCGCAUGGCUCAGACCUCGCAAGGCUGCCGCUGAACGGCACCACGUAUGCGCUCCGCUCGCUGGCGCCUCAAGCGCCCGACAGCGCGGCACUGGCCGGCGGCGCGCCGGGCGUGGGCGCCGGCAAGAGCAACGAACAGACGACGCAGCUCAUUGCCAUGGCUGCGGGAGCCGGAAAGGCACGACAGGAAGAUGCGAGUGCCGACGGACCGGUGGAGAUGAGAGGCUUUACGGUCUUGGUGCCCAGUCAGGGAAAGCUCAAGGCCACGAAGCAGCCCGUCAAGCAGCACCUGCACUUGGUGGCAUUGCCGCCCAAGCUCAAGGCCGAGCCUUCGCCGGCGGCACGCAAGCUGCCGCCGCUGCCGCCGAUGCCUCCCAUGCCCAUUGCGGCCGGCACGAAGCGGCGGCAGCCGGAGCACAAGCUCGGUGGCUUCUUCCAGCCAGCAGGCUCCAACUCCACCCCGUCAGACGGUCCGCCGGCACACAAGAAGGCCAAGACGACGGCUGCACCUGCUGCCGCGAGUACUUCGCCGGCAAAGCAGCAGGAGAAGCUCGACAAGAAGGUCGAAAAGGAGGCCAGGAAGCUGCAGAAGGCCGAGGCGAAGAAGAUGAAGAAGGAGCGCGCGUAGCAGACGCCUGCGCUUGCGAUGCUGAAUGAGGAUCGCUGUCACUUGUGUUCUCGCUGCGAGGCAGUGUCGUCUGUGCUGUCAGUGCUGGUGCUUGCCUCUUGCUCUCGCGGUCACAGCACGUCGCACCGGCCCGGGCCUCGCCACGUUUAGGACGAGAGGCAGCGCUUCAACGCGAGCGUGUCUCCUUGACCAAGCCGCGACGCCUCGAGCUCAUCGUGCUUGAGCAGGUCC
Molecule: messenger RNA, 1220 nt
Organism: Tilletiopsis washingtonensis
Lineage: Eukaryota; Fungi; Basidiomycota; Exobasidiomycetes; Entylomatales
Exons: 4
Coding region: 69-989 (306 amino acids)
Biological process (GO): transcription by RNA polymerase I
Source: RefSeq, a predicted model, not a curated record